Messenger RNA from Ustilaginoidea virens, 1875 nucleotides. RefSeq lists its product as uncharacterized. The transcript has a single exon. The coding region runs from base 1 to 1875 and encodes 624 amino acids. The record is from RefSeq and is a predicted model, not a curated record. Lineage: Eukaryota; Fungi; Ascomycota; Sordariomycetes; Hypocreales; Clavicipitaceae.
AUGGGUGACUGGGCGAAACUCAAGGUCGUCGACCUCAAGGCCGAGCUUAAGCGACGAGGCCUACCGCAAGGCGGCCUGAAGACCGACCUCAUUGCCCGCCUCCAAGAGUCUGAUCGCCUCGCGGCGGAGCCUCCCGCUCAGGAGGCGGCAGAAGAGGCCAGUCUGCAGACCGCCAAUGGCCUCGUCGCCGACCACGCACAAGACGAGCCGCCAGCGGAUGAGCCGCCGGCGGACGGGCCCAACGGGGAUGCAGUCGUUGAACUGGCAUCGGCCAAAGAACCGACUCCCGAGCCUGUGCCUCGCUUCGAGAAGCCGGCCGACGCUCCCAAUACUCCGUUAGCACAGGCGCCCGAGCUCGACGUCACACCAGCCCGCGAAUCUGGUCACGUCGAUGCCCCGACCCAACACCCAGAACCCGAGACCCAACCCGACUUUGAGGAUUCUGCACCUGGCCGUGGUCCCGAACCUGAAGCAGAAGCUGAACCCGAAGCCGAAGCCGAAGCAGAAGCCGAGCCUGAGCCUGAGCCCGAAGCCGAGCCCGAGCUGGAAGCCAACCAGAGCGCCGUUGCCAUUGCCAUUGAGCCGCAGCCAUCGCACACCCCCGAUAUCGCCACGCGUGAAACACCGCCGCCGACACCACCUGUCGAAGCUCCCGCUCCUGCUGAACCGCCUGCCGAAGCGCAGAAACGCAAGCGCCAUUCGGCCAGUUCGCCGCCCAAGGAAGAGGAUGUCGCUCGCAAACGGCCCCGUGCAGAUAGCCACCUCUUCUCGAACCAUCCAUCCCGAAACGACCUUGACCUGCGCGACGCCCCUCUCGUUCAGGAAACGGAAGACGAGCGACACGUCGAGCCGGCUGUUCACCCCGCCACGUCUGCCAUCUGCAUCAACAACCUGAUGCGCCCCAUGCGACCCGCGGAACUGCGCGCUCACGUCGUCAGCCUCGCAACGCUGCCUGGAAACGAACCAAGAGACGACAUCGUCACCAAGUUUCACCUGGAUUUUAUUCGUACGCACGCUUUUGUGGCCUUUGAAUCCACCUCUGCCGCCUCACGUGUGCGCCGGCUCCUGCACGGCCGCACUUGGCCCAAGGAGAGCAACCGAAAGUCGCUGGCCAUUGACUUUAUCCCUCCCGAAAAGAUUGACAGCUGGGUCGACAUGGAGGAAAAGAGCGGCGCUCGAAGGCCGGGUAACCGAUGGGAAGUCGUCUACACCUCGAGCCCCGAUGGCAGCUCCGUCGAGGCCAGCCUCGUCUCGAGCUCCGCGUCGUCGUCGUCGUCGUCGUCCUUGUCGAACAGCCGCCCCCCGCCCACGCAGAGCAGCAAGCUUCCGCCACCCGUGGCGGCCGACAGCGUCAACUCGGCGCCGCUUGGGCCCCGCGCCCACUUCUCGGAUGCUGCUCCUCCCACGGGCCCGCGCGGACCUCGCUCAAGGGCGCCACCUCCUCCCGGCCUGCCGGCUGCCCCGUGCGGCCACGAAAAGCACACGCACGCCAGGCCGGUGAUUUCGUACGUUGCCGUCGCGGACGACCUUGCCCGUCGACGAGUCGACAACAUGCGCUCCUUCUACACCCGCGAAACCAACAGAGACGUCGGACGGGAAAUCAACCGGUACUCGUUUGAAGACGGCGACUCGUUUGUAGAUCGCGGCCGCGAAGUCUUUGAAGGUAUACGUCCUCCUCAUCGCGAACGAGGCGGUCGCGGCGGCGGCGGCGGCGGCAGAGGACGUAGAGGAGGUGGCGGCAGACGAGGAGGCGGAGGAGGAGGCGGAGGCGGAGGUGCAGGGGCAGGGGCAGGCGGAGGCUUUCGUCCCCGGAGUGAUAGGUACAUUCCGGGGGGAGACGGGCGGUGGGAUGACGACGACCGGCGCCGGUACUAG